Scaptodrosophila lebanonensis is the source of this 4454-nucleotide messenger RNA. It is a transcript of the gene Vps8, whose product is annotated as vacuolar protein sorting-associated protein 8 homolog. Gene Ontology annotation, cellular component: HOPS complex; late endosome. Gene Ontology annotation, biological process: protein targeting to vacuole; endosomal vesicle fusion; vesicle-mediated transport. Gene Ontology annotation, molecular function: protein binding. NCBI's taxonomy places the organism in Eukaryota, Metazoa, Arthropoda, Insecta, Diptera, Drosophilidae. The record is from RefSeq and is a predicted model, not a curated record. The transcript has 4 exons. The coding region runs from base 89 to 3796 and encodes 1235 amino acids.
AUAAUGAGAAGCAAAUGCCCCAUUGCACAAUUAAAAGCGAAUUGCAAGUGAAUUUUAGGUCAAAAAGUGCCGGCGCCGAGAAAGCAGUAUGUCCCAAUUAAAGGCGCCCUCGCUGCAAUCUCUACUGGAGUCAGACCGAGGCUCCACUGACAGCUUGUUGGCCGAAUCGCUGCAGCUUGAUUUUGAGGAUCUGGAUGAUGCUGAGUUCCACAUACCGCCCACUGAUGUCCUGCCCUCGCUGGAAACAGUGCUAAGCGAAUUUGAGGCGGAUUCGGAUGUGGCCUCAGAAGUGGGUGUACCACAUGCUACUCCCACUCCUUCAAUUGCCGAGGAUAGCGGAGUGCGGGGCGAUGGACGUGGAAGUGGGGGCGGCGGCUCUAUAAUGCGCUACACUCUGUUGCAUGGGAUCUCGGCUCAGCUAGCAUCGGCAGCUGAACGAGUAAAUGCUGGUGCAAGCAGCGCCUGUGCCGUGAGUGCCUACAUAGCCGUUGGCACGUCGCACGGCCACAUACUAAACUUUGAUGUCACACAAACGUUGCGCUGGGCGCAUCAGGAUAAGCACAGUCAAGGGGCAGUCUCCACGCUGGCAUUUAAUGUGGAAUCGACGCGCUUACUUGCUGGUUAUGCACGUGGUUUGGUUAUCAUGUUGGACACCCAAACAGGGGAUGUGCUACGGGAGCUUUUUGAUGUAAUCACUCCUAAUACGGGGGUAUUGCAUGUUAAGUGGACUUCAUACUCUUCUUUGGCACUGUGUGCUGAUGCCGGUGGUUCUGUAUGGUCACUCAACUUUACAAGAAAACUGGGGAUACGUGGUUGUAACUCCCGUUGCCUAUUCUCGGGAGCUCGUGGUGAAGUCUGCGCUGUGGAACCCCUCAUCAUGGAUUCGCAAGGACGUCAUGAGCUAGAUCAGUACUGCAUUGUGGCAUUAGCCACACUCUCUAAAUAUUUUAUUGUCACAGUACGACCACGCCUGAAGGUCAUCAAGUACCAUGCGCUGCAGGGCCCAGCUGAUUGCUUGCCGCUUCUGGCUUGGCACCUGGUGCUCAUUCAAGCAGCAGAUACAACGCGUUCUGUGGAUCCUGUCAUUGUGGUUGGUCGUGGCAAUCAGCUCUUUUUUCAUCAGCUGUUUAUGGCCAAUGGACGAAUCACACUUUUGUAUCUACGUCAUGUACAGCUCCAGACUGGUUUGCUCUCAGCCCACUGGCUGGGCCCAAAGUCGGUGGCUUCGCUUGACACUUCAGAGAUUUUGCAUUUGGUGGACGUGCGCUCUAGUAAGGAGCUAGAGUGCAUGGACAUGGCCAAUGCGGGUCUGGUCUAUGGAUCAGCACAGUUUAAGGGUCUGGCCACCGGUGGAAAUGUUUCUCCCGCUUUUGCGCUGGCGGGCACAAAUGCCUGUUACAACUCAAUAGUGUCUCGUGGCACACAGCUCUAUGUCCUUGGCGCUCGUUCGCUGCAUAUCAUUGGCGUGCGUUCCUGGUCAGAACGUAUUAGUUACUUGGUGAAGAAUCAUCGCUGGCAAGAGGCUUGCCAACUGGCGCUGGAUGGUUACAUUGCAUCGGCUGAGCGUCCGCGUAAACGUGCCCAGGCCAAAGAGCGCAUAAUUGCACUCUUUGGUGAGUACAUUGCGACAACAACACGAGUGCCAGAGUAUUGUCUAGGUGCAAUUAUUCAGUGUCUGAUUACGGUUGGCGAGCUGGACCUGCUGUGGACGAAGCUGUGGGAGCGCUUACACAACAAUUCCGAUCUCUUCUUGCAGCACAUUUCGGAGCACAUUGAACAGGAUAACAUACGGACAGUUAAUCCCGUGAUCUCGCAAGCUCUGGUCGACUAUUGGUUGCAGCAUUCGCCUGCGAAACUUGAGCAGUUGAUACUGAAGCUGGACUGGAUGUGUUUGGACUUGAAUCAGGUGCUCAAGGCCGUGAAACGUCAUAAUUUAUAUCGUGCUCAGAUUUAUCUCAACACACAUGCGCUCAAAGACUAUACCGGGGCCUUGACGGAGCUACUCCCGCGACUUACUCCGGAGCAGACGCAACUGGGCAAUUGCUUGCUGGUAUAUGUGUCAAGUUGUUUAGCAGGACGUGGCUAUCCUAGUGGUGAUAUACCUAUGGAGCAGGUGCAGCAGGUCAAACAUGAUGUGUUGCGCUGCCUUACCUCGCAACAUUCCUCUGCCGGGGACGUAGAGGAGCUGCCCUAUCCCUAUCUGCGCGCUCUGCUUGCCUUUGACACGCGCGAGACCCUCAACGUCAUAUCACUCGCAUUCCAGGAGCCCGAGUUCAACAACGAGCUGGGUUAUUCACACCGCAAACGCAUCAUCUAUAUCCUACUAGAAAUAAUGACGCCAGAGAAAGCAACUUGGUCGCAAAUCGGCUGCUUGCUGAAUUUUAUUGCCCAGCAGAUCUCGACGCAGUGUCUACCAAGAGAUAAACAGCUUCUUGAGCAGGUGCUCGGAUAUCUGGCAACAGAGCAUAUCACCAACGAGAGCGUGCGUCAGCAUUCGGAGCGCGAGAGCGCUUGGCAUGAGCUGCUCUCAAAUAACUGUCUUGCUGAGAUCAGCAAUGAUAUGGAGCAAUUAGAGCUAGCUCGUCGCGCUCGUUGUUUUUAUGUGGUCGAGUAUCUCCUAGAUCGACUGGGGCGCUAUGACAAUAUUCUUGAGUGUUAUAUUGAGAAUAGUGAGAGACAUGAAACAGUUUUUGCUUAUAUGGAGCGACAUGUGAGCACGCCAGAACGCGCUAUAUAUGCCCAGCUUAGUCUUCAUCUACGCCUGCUGUUACAGAUCAACGCUACAGAGAUAGUGCGUAUAAUAGCCCUUCAUUAUCCUAAGCACAUUGAUGAGCUACUACAGUUGCUAAGCGAUUCCAAUGAUGAGCGGUUACUUUUUAGCAUGUUGCAGAGUUUGCAUGCUCGCCAGGCGCCGUUAACUUCGGAGCAGCAUGAAAAACUUUUAGAGCUAUACUGCAAGAUGCAAUCUCCCGACGAAGUUUAUCAGUUUCUACGCUCUAAUGUCGGAUAUCGUGUGGAACACGCCAUUUCUAUUGUGCAGGCUCGUGGUCUCACAAAGGCCGUCAUUUAUUUAUAUGAGCAACAGCAAAGCUAUACAAAAGCUUUCGAACUCUCCAUGGAGUUGUUACGAGAAGCUGUGCAGCAGGACUCAACAAACUCAGCGGAGAUGGCCAAGCAAAUUGCAGAACUGCUGGCACGCGCCGCCACCUCACUGCCCACCGAAGAGCUGGAGCAUAGCUGGUUCGAUUUUCUACAGUUUAUUCUACCGAACCAAUCGUUGCAGGCUAUCACCAAGUCUAUGUUGCACGAAGCCUCGCAGCACAUCGAUCUGCAUAAUCUGGUGCAAUUGAUCAUGAAUACGCACAAUUUGUCCACCAGCUUUGGGGACAUUAAGGACUUGCUAAUGAGCAUGCUGGUGAGCUCUCGCCAAGAAACUGAGGCGUUGCGUACAGCGGCUCAAAUUCUUUGCGAUGAUCUGCACGCGGAUUUCGCUGAGCAGCGGCAAGUGGCCCGGCGUGGCCUUUGGGUGACGACCAUGCGAUGUGUGCUGUGUCGUAAUCGCCUGACAGAGCAGACACAUGUGCUGGCCCUAGGCGCAUGCGGUCAUGCCAUGCAUGAACGAUGCCUCGACGAAUUAAUGUCCGAUAGUCAACAAUGUCCACGUUGCAAAGUUGGCUUGGGUACAACUCAGCCCCUGCUGCAAUUAUCCAAUCCUAGUCAGCACACCUUUACCCAGGCGGGUAGCCUUGACAUGAGUGUUCUGCAGCUAAAGGCGCCGCCAAGGCGGUUCUGUUGAUCUUGUUCCCCACUUUCAUAUUCCUAAUUUCUUCUUUAAAAUUAACUCGAAGGGGGUCGCCAAAUCGGUGGAAAUAUAACUUUUUAAUGGCUAAAUUGAUAAAGAGGCCGAUAUUAUUAGGACUACAAAAAAUUAAUCGGAGCUAAUUGGAGUUCACUUUACUUAGCUGCCAUAUAGGGAAGUGGUGGACGCACAGUCAAAAAAUUUGCAUAGAGAUUAUAAUAUGAACCAUGUCAGAGGAUUUUUGUUUUUCAACAUAAAGUCGUAGCAUAUGUACAAAUAAAACACUAAAAUUUGCUAGCUGUGAGAAACGAGGGUUACGUUAAAAUUUAAGACAAAUUAGUCGUUAAAGGAGUGGCCCCCAUAUGUAGCUUAAUUGGACCUUUUCCCACAACCAAAUUUACAGUUUUCUUUUGGCAAUAUGUACUUUGCUUCUGAUAUUCUGCAUAAAAUUGUUAAAGAGAAACUGGCCAUUUAAAUCUUGAUGUAUUUAAAAACUGUAGAGCUUGAAAGAAUACGUACAUCGGUAUGCACCAUGUUUAUAUAAUGGUUCGAUCGCCCCGUCUGCGUUUAAAACCUAUGAAUAUAUUUUUGUUUUGUAAUUUUGCAUCCAAACCGAAGUUUCAAGCUGAAAGAUACCAAUUCAUAAGCACACCGU